CGCCUGGCAGCGUGCCUGCCGCGCCGCCGCUUUAUAAAUACGCCGGCUGGAGCGGCGCGCGCACCGCAGACGGACUCGAACAGCCGGCCCGAGCGCACACACGCCGCUCCGCUCCGCUUUUCCUCUCAACCGACGCAGAAACCCCUCGAGUGCGACGACGCAAUGGCCGACGGCGGAGUCAAACGCAACAUCCCCAUCAAGCUGGGCGACUUCAGCGUCAUCGACACCGAGUUCAGCAACAUCCGCGAGCGCUUCGACGCGGAGAUGCGCAAGAUGGAGGAGGAGAUGUCACGCUUCCGCAGCGAGCUCAUGAACCGCGAGUCCAACUUCUUCAAGAGCACCACCAGCACGUCGUCCACCACGUCGUCCACCAACGACGGCGCGCGCGGGGGCGAGGUGCGCACGUGGCUGGACGGGCUCAACUCGCCGCUCAUCCAGGACGAAGGCAGCAACAAGAUGCUCAAGCUGCGCUUCGACGUCAGCCAGUACCAGCCCGAGGAGAUCGUCGUCAAGACCGUCGACAACAAGCUGCUGGUGCACGCGAAGCACGAGGAGAAGACGGAGAGCAAGUCUGUGUACCGAGAGUACAACCGGGAGUUCAUGCUGCCCAAGGGCACCAACCCCGAGAGCAUCAAGUCGUCGCUGAGCAAGGACGGCGUGCUGACGGUGGAGGCGCCCCUGCCAGCCAUCGAGGGCGAGAAACUCAUCCCCAUCGCGCAGCAGUAGAGCGCGCGCGCGUCGCCCGCACCGACCACGAUUCCCGAACACAAAAUGGACGCGCGCAAAAGCAAAUGGCCGCUCUAUAUCUAUACAGCCUAUUUAAUUCUAAUAUGUUAUUUAUUGAAUAUUAUUGAAGAAUUUUAACGACUUUAAAAAUAAAAUUGUAUUUAAUUCCAAUCAAAAUGUAUUCGUUUUUUUAAUGGGAAGAAGUUCCCUAAUACACCAUGAAGAUUGACUGCGUAGAAUUGGUAUCAUUGUAAUACCAGCGUUUUAUUUACGAGGUCGGGACUAUGUCUUAGAGCCCAAUGGAGACUACGAAUUGUGUAAGUAAUGGCUUAACAGCAAAUGUAGUUAAUGGCUUAAUAAUGGGUACUAGGGUAUUUCUUUGGCAGCUACAGUGUUCAUAAUAUUUAAAGCAGUGCUACCCUCAUUUACUUUUAAUAUUCCAAGAUUGUACUUACCGUUUUAAUUAUCUUCUCGCUAAAUCGAAAAAAAGUAUUCAGAAAUUUAAUUAAAAUGGCAAUAAAAUCCAAAAAUUAGUUAUUUAUUGACUUUACACUAAACGUUCGGGAAUCGUGUCGUUUGUGAAACAGCCGUCAUUAUUUGGCAUUCAAUGCGACACCUAGCAUAAAUUCCACCAAGAAGCAUGAGAAGCGACGGCUAACAGCAAUUCCUGUUUUCCUCUCACACACGCGGAAAGCAAGCGUUGCCACGGGGAUGCAAAUCACCCUUUUAAAAAUGGUUGAUUUUUGCCAACACUCGCGUCAAUUUCGGGCACAAAACAUGAAUUGACACUGCUGAAUACUACUUCGCCUCACGAUGAUUCAGCACAGUUUUAUGCAACGCCGUUGAAUAGACCAUCUCACGCUAUUUUUUACACCGAGCUUUUUAAUCUAGUUUUGAGAUACAGAAAAUAUUUUUAUGUGUACUUUGCAGAUAGCAAAUGCAUAGUUCUUGAGAAUUUCUCACACAGUGAAUCUAUAGGACGUUUUAAUUACAAUACCAGAGGUUAAAAUGUAAGUUAGGCUUUCAUAAUCAAAUAAAAGAGAAAAUCAACGUAUCUGUGUUUUCAAUCAAUUAAAAGAGAGAUACACUUAUGUAUGUUUUCAUGUGAAAUCUUCAGAGCAAGUUUAAAGUCGUGCUGAUGACAUAGUAUAUAUUGUAAAAAUAUUUCGUGACUUGACUUUCAUAACGCAACUGAUAGGCGCUCGCAGAUGGUUUAAUUCCUACUGUCAAGGCUACUGUAGUUUGGAUUGUACCAGCUGCAUGCGACUUGAGUUGUCGAUGCUGCAGUGUUUGCCAUGAUGCAUGUUACAACACUGUCUUCUGUUCGUUGUGUGUUAAAAAUUUGAGUUAUUGUAUAAAUAAUUCUUUUUACAAAAAAUGUUAGCACUAAAAUAAAGUGUUGAAUAAAGUGGUUACA
This is a messenger RNA of Gryllus bimaculatus (two-spotted cricket), 2143 nucleotides long. The record is from the annotation of a GenBank genome assembly. Lineage: Eukaryota; Metazoa; Arthropoda; Insecta; Orthoptera; Gryllidae.